UGACCAGUUGAAAGCUUCAAUAUUUGAGUCUGAAAACCAACAUAUCGACAUGUAUUCGUGCGUCAUUUUGUUCAAGUAUGUCAUCUAUUCCAUUAUUGUAGUUAAGAAAAACAGCACUCUGAGAACACCACGCUAUCCUGCUCUGGUCGUUCCUGUUAAGGGACCAAGAUCCAAGCACUGAUCGACUGGAAUGCCAUCCAACAGCUCCGUAGUAAAAACAUGUUUUGUGGACAGUGUCUCUGCAAUUGUGAAUGCAUGUUUAAUCUUGAUGAAAAUUAUAUCACAGAGUUGAAAG
This is a messenger RNA of Acanthoscelides obtectus, 295 nucleotides long. The record is from the annotation of a GenBank genome assembly. NCBI's taxonomy places the organism in Eukaryota, Metazoa, Arthropoda, Insecta, Coleoptera, Chrysomelidae.